AUGACUUUUCAUGAAAUGAUUGAAAGAAAUGAGCAAGAAUUCCUCGGAAGUGAUGGCUGGCUGGAUCGGUUCAAGAAAUGGCAUGGCAUUCGUGAAAUUGCUAACAGCGGCGAAUCAUUAUCUGGUGAUGAAGCCGCUAUCUCUGAUUUAAAGAAGAAACUGCACACAGUUGUCGACAAAGGAGGUUCUACUGAAAACGGUAUCUGGAUAUUAAAAAAAAGCAAGGAAAGCAUUAUUGUCCUCACAUACAGCAAUGCCACUGGCAGUCGUAAACUGCGCCUGACUUUACUUGGCAAAUCCAAAGCAUCAAGAGCAUUUAGAUGGCAACCAGCUGAUAAACCUUUGCCAUUGUGGUACACGAAUCAGUCUAACAAGGCAUGGAUGAACAGUGCCAUCUUCAAAGAGUGGUUCCGGGCAGAGUUUGCUCCAGCUGCAGCAAAAUACAUGGAGGUAAAUUGGCUUCCUCGAAAAGUGGACAACGCUCCUUCUCAACCAGAUGAUCUACAAGAACGGGAUUUCAAAGUUGUGUUUCCAUCACGAAACGUCACGUCUCCAUGUCAACCGAUGGACCAAGGUGUUCUUGAGGCGAUGGAAAAACGUUACAGACGCAAGUUGCUGGAAUACUUAAUCGACGUGAUUGAUGCUAAAGAAGAUUUUGUGCAAUCUCUUAAAAAAAUCGAUGUCUUGGAAAAACUCUUAGAUCAUAAGGCAACUCGUCAGUGGUGGGAAGAAGGAGGCAACACCGACACUCAAGCUGACGUGCCAAAAAUAGAUGAAUAUCACGUAAUUUUGGCGAAUUUACUCGAGAAGUUACCGGGUUGUGAAGACGUGGGCUUCGAAGACGUUGAAGAGUGGAUGGAAUACGAAUGUUUUGAUCUGACUGAGGAAGAAAUCGCCCAAAUUGCGACCAGUGAGAAAGCGUCAUAA
This is a messenger RNA of Schistocerca serialis cubense, 927 nucleotides long. RefSeq names its product tigger transposable element-derived protein 2-like. Gene Ontology annotation, molecular function: DNA binding. Bases 1 to 927 code for a protein of 308 amino acids. Gene Ontology annotation, cellular component: nucleus. The record is from RefSeq and is a predicted model, not a curated record. Lineage: Eukaryota; Metazoa; Arthropoda; Insecta; Orthoptera; Acrididae. The transcript is spliced from 3 exons.